Molecule: messenger RNA, 903 nt
Organism: Epinephelus fuscoguttatus (brown-marbled grouper)
Lineage: Eukaryota; Metazoa; Chordata; Actinopteri; Perciformes; Serranidae
Gene: tnnt1
Product: troponin T type 1 (skeletal, slow)
Exons: 11
Coding region: 137-715 (192 amino acids)
Biological process (GO): slow-twitch skeletal muscle fiber contraction; regulation of muscle contraction; sarcomere organization
Cellular component (GO): troponin complex
Molecular function (GO): tropomyosin binding; troponin T binding
Source: RefSeq, a predicted model, not a curated record
CCAUGAGUACCAAGAUCAAGACGCCCAGGAGGAAGAGGAGGAGCGCCCCAAACCCAAACCUCUGGUGCCUCAGCUGGCCCCUCCAAAGAUUCCUGAGGGUGAGAGGGUGGAUUUUGAUGACAUCCACAGGAAGCGUAUGGAGAAGGACUUACUGGAGCUGCAUACUCUGAUUGACGUCCAUUUUGAGCAGAGAAAGAAGGACGAGGAGGAGCUCAUCGGCCUCAAGGAACGAAUCGAGCGCCGUCGGUCAGAGAGAGCAGAGAUCCAGAGGGUUCGAGCAGAGAAGGAGAAGGACAGGCAGAACAGGAUUGCGGAGGAGCGUCACAGGAAAGAGGAGGAGGAAGCCAAGAGGAAGGCUGAUGACGACCUCAAGAAGAAGAAAGUGCUGUCUGGCAUGGGAGCGAACUUUGGAGGCUUCCUGGCGAAGGCUGAGUCGAGGAAAGGCAAGCGUAUGACAGGCAGAGAGAUCAAGAAGAAGACGCUGAUGGACAGACGGCAACCACUAGGCAUCGACAACAUGAGGGAGGACGCCCUCAAGCAACGAGCACAGGAGAUGUGGAACGUGAUCUACCAGCUGGAGUCUGAGAAGUUUGAUUACAUGGAGCACAUGAAGCACCAGAAAUAUGAGAUCAUCGUGCUGCUGAACAGAAUCCAACACGCUCAGAAAUUUAAAAAGAUCCAUGGCAAAGGGAAGGUGGGCGGUCGCUGGAAAUAAAGGAGAGAAAACCUCCAAAAAACACGAUGAUGAUAAGAAGUGGAGGCAGUAUAUGAACAGAGGAAUCACAUAUUUCCUCUCCAUGGUUUCUUAGUGCCAGAGCCGCUCUGUUGGCGUUUCCUGUGUGUGUGACAGAUAUUGACUCUUUCUUGAUAAGAUGUAUUGAUAAUAAAAUGACAUGCACUCAG